AUGAUCUGCUCUAUCUCAGGCAAUCCGGCUCAGGAGCCAGUGUUAUCUACGAAAUCUGGCCACGUCUUUGAAAAGAGGCUGGUGGAGGAAUAUAUCGCGCAGCAUGGGACAGACCCGAUAUCCGGAGAUUCACUAAGUCCUGAAGAUUUGGUGGCCAUUCAGGUGUCUGCUUCGGAAAAGCCACUAGUGGUGCGCGAAUCUGCAUCAACCUCGAUUCCUUCAUUGUUGUCAUUAUUUCAGCGCGAGUGGGAUGCAUUGGCUCUGGAGACAUUUGAGCUACGCAAACAGCUGAAUCAAUACAAAAAAGAGCUCAGUCUAGCUUUGUACAAACAGGAUGCAGCAGUGCGAGUCGCCGCAAGCGCCAUCAAACAACGCGACGAGUACAAAAGGGCUUUAGAGGAGCUUACGACGAAGCUUGGAAAGGGAGAGGCCAUUGAGAUCGACACACCAGCGGAACAAUCCAACGGAUCACAACCACUGUUUGAAGAGUAUGCUAGUCAAUUACUGGAGGCACAUUCGCAAUUAUAUCAACGACACCGUUCGCAGAAAUAUAAGUCUCCAAUUGAUGAGAGCUCGCACAUAAAGUUUACAUUUGAAGAAGACUUCAAAAUAUGGGAUGGACAAAAGAAGAAAACAACUCUGGUUCAAGCAGAAUUUAACUCUGAAAGAACCAAACUAUUACUCGCGUAUUCGGAAAACGUUAUCGUGAUAUACGAUUUGUUUCAAAAUAGGCUUAUCAAUCGGCAUGCGCUUCCUAAACGGACCAAAUUUAGUUAUUUGCAGUGGCUCAACGAACAUAAGUAUGUGUACGCCUCCACCGACGGGACAGUCCAUAUUGUUGAAGACGAAUCUGAAACAAAGUUCCAAUUGGAAAAGAAGUCAAUCACGAGCAUUUUGGCCCAUCCCUUACUACCUUAUCUGAUUAUAGCACAGGCCGACAGGCUAUAUAUAUUCGACGGAGACAAUAAGCUCUACGAGUCAACUCCUUUUGAAUCCAACAUUAGUGAGAUGGCUCUGCAUCAAGAUGGUUUAUUCUUAGGCUUGUGCUUCGAAGAUAACGUCGUUCAAAUAUUCAAUAUUGCAAAAAGCUCUGUCGAACUCAACGUUUCCAUUGACUCGCUUGGCAGUGUCGAGAAGAUAGAUAAACUUUUAUUUGCACCAAACGGCUACUCGCUGGUGAUACAUUGUUUUACCGACUCGGGCUCGAAAGUUGGAAUAUAUGACUUGAGGAAAGACGUUUUUCAAGCUGUAUUGGAUUCUCCAAGUAGUGCUGUUCUUGCUAUUGACAGGGCUUCCUCAUACCUUUUCAAUGAUCAGACGCUAUUCAGAUACUACAAAAAGAACAAGAAGUGGAGCUCCGAGGUUGCACAAAUUCCUGAUCUCGCUCAGGACGUGAUUGUCAAUCUUGAAAUUAAGUCUCUAGAGGACCAUUAUGAGGUUUUAGCUGUUCUGAAAGACGGAACCUUAAAGAGGUACUCGUUGCAAGCAGAUGUAUAA
Messenger RNA from Ogataea parapolymorpha DL-1, 1497 nucleotides. RefSeq names its product pre-mRNA-processing factor 19. Bases 1 to 1497 code for a protein of 498 amino acids. Lineage: Eukaryota; Fungi; Ascomycota; Pichiomycetes; Pichiales; Pichiaceae. Gene Ontology annotation, biological process: mRNA splicing, via spliceosome; protein ubiquitination; DNA repair. The transcript has a single exon. Gene Ontology annotation, cellular component: cytoplasm; Prp19 complex; U2-type catalytic step 1 spliceosome. The record is from RefSeq and is a predicted model, not a curated record. Gene Ontology annotation, molecular function: protein binding; ubiquitin protein ligase activity.